AUGUUGACCCACGGCCGAAACGUCUCCUAUGACAUCCCAGACCCCCGUCUGCCACAAGCAUCGCAAUGGCUUAUUUCCAACCCGAACCGAAUCAACUUGGGACGAAUUGGGCUUCAGUACAAGGGCGAGUUCCUCACAGAGUCACAAAUUAGUGAUCCGCGUCAAGAAUUGGAUCUGUGGAGAGGCGUUAUCACUUCAACUUUCAAAGUCGACGGUCAACUGGUGAAAGUGGUGACGCAGGGCGAUUUCGGGACUGACACGGCUGUUUUUGAAGUCCAGUCAGCUCUUCUCUCUUCGGGGGAUCUAACUGUUGGAUUAGACUUUCCUUACCCCCCGAUUCACUCAACAAAGUACAAAUAUGAAGUGUUUGUCGGCAGUUACGAUUUCCGGCAGAACCAUACCACAUCGAUUGUUGAAAACACAAAGGACCGGGCCCAUAUUUUCCACCAAUUGCAAGGGACAAGCUACUUUGUUAAUCUACGAUGGCCUGCUUCUUCUUUGCAAUUGUCUCGCGUAAGCAACGCGACUCACCGCUAUACGCUUUCGCUUUCCUCCUCGUCUACGCUGAAAUUCACUGCCAAUUUUGCGCCGGACAAGCAGGUGCCAGGCUCCCCAAAAGCGAUCCAACGCCAAAAUCCCAUCGACUGGAAGGAAUACUGGACUCAUGGAGGGUUCGUCGAUCUUACCGCAUCGUCCAACCCUAAGGCGAAUGAACUUCAGCGUCGUAUCAUCCUGUCGCUGUAUCAUGUACGGGUCAACAGUGCGGCUAAAGGACAGUCCCCUCAGGAAAGUGGACUGAUGAAUAAUGGGUGGUAUGACCAGCCCCAUCCUAUGUACCUCGCAACACUGGCGUACCAAGCCUCACCAACACGCAAGACUCUUGAACGUUGGGAUCCCAUCUUGACAGCUACUGCGGACUACAUGGCUUCUUAUGCUUGGAAAAAUGAGACUUCCGGUUACUACGAUCUCGGACCGCUGGCAUAUGGCGUCACCGAAAAUACUCCGUCCACGCAGAGCCUGAAUCUAGCAUAUGAGGUACGUUUACCGUAUAUGCGCUCGGCAGUACUUAUUUCUGCCAAGAUUGCCUACUGGCGAUACGGCCUAGAUGUCGCCGGCUCAUGGAAGAGAAAACUCCGCCAACAAGUGCCCGAUUCAUGGACGACCGUUGCGGACAAUCUCGCACCUCCGCCUCAAGUUGACGGCCUUUAUGCCGUCUAUCAAGGCUUGAAUAGCUCUUGGUGGAAUGAUACGUCUCUAACCAAGGAUCCUCGCAGUUUGAUUAUGUUGCAGGGUAUCCUCCCCGAUACACCAGCAGUGGAUGCCAAAGUUGCAUUGGCAACCGCGCAGAAGGUCUGGGAAGUCUGGACAGAUGACAAAAUCAGAGGAUGGGGAAGACCUGUGCUCGCCAUCAACGCUGCUCGGGUUGGGAGCCCGGAAAGGGCAAUAGGGCAUUUAACCGCCUAUGACUAUUGGGUCUUCGAUGAUGCUGAGACGAUGCUCCUCGAACUAACCCUCCCGCUCCUCCUUGCCCUCACCUCCUCCGCCCAACCCACCCCAUCACCAACCACCACCACCCUCCCAACCCUUCAAUCAGGCUGGUACUUCAUCCGCGCUGUCGAAACCCCAGCCUACCACAGCUACCUGCAGACCAUCCCCAGCGCUACCCCAGGACCAGCCUACCUCUCGUCCAACACCAACGCCGGCCAAUUCAACAUCAUCUCCGGCCAGCUAGUCUACAACACCGGCGCAGGCCAGCUAUUCAUGAACGUCGAGGAUCCCGCCGACAAGACGCAGCGCACCCUCCAGACGUGGUUCAACGAGACGCAGAACCAGUACGGCACGUUUGCGUUCCAGGGGGAUGCGGUGACGUGGAGCGUGGGUGAUAUUGCACGGCCGAAUGUGGCGGCGUGGUAUGUUUGUGGGGACCAGGGGAGGUUGUAUAUCAAUACGGGCCCCUAUGGGUAUCAGACGCCGGAGGGCUGUUAUGAUGAGACGGUAUGUCGGUGUUGUGGUGACAUUGUGGGAUGUAUACUGACGAUGCUAUGCAGAUUCAUUCUUAUGGGGGGUCGACGCCGACGGUUUGAUGUGAUGGGAUUUAUGGGAAUUGCAAUACGUGUUGUCUGA
Aspergillus fumigatus Af293 is the source of this 2124-nucleotide messenger RNA. RefSeq lists its product as uncharacterized. NCBI's taxonomy places the organism in Eukaryota, Fungi, Ascomycota, Eurotiomycetes, Eurotiales, Aspergillaceae. Gene Ontology annotation, biological process: carbohydrate metabolic process. The record is from RefSeq and is a predicted model, not a curated record.